Molecule: messenger RNA, 723 nt
Organism: Huiozyma naganishii CBS 8797
Lineage: Eukaryota; Fungi; Ascomycota; Saccharomycetes; Saccharomycetales; Saccharomycetaceae
Gene: GRX4
Product: monothiol glutaredoxin GRX4
Exons: 1
Coding region: 1-723 (240 amino acids)
Source: RefSeq, a predicted model, not a curated record
AUGUCACUAAUACACGUAGACAGUAGGAAACAGCUGGAACAGAUCGUUACCGCUCUACACAAGGGGAACAAACACUGGCUGGUCGUUCUGUACUUCCACACACCUUCCGAUAGAAGAUGCUCCCCAGUGGACAGGAUAUUCCAGGACGCAAACGCCAAAUACAACGACGAUAACAUGCUCUUCCUGUUCAUAGACACAGAGACGCAUGAAAACAGCGGGAUUGUCGACCUGUUCCACGUGGAACAGGUGCCCUACUGCGUCAUACUCAGAGACGGGUACAUCCUGCAGAAACUCGCCUAUGCGGACUUGCAAGCGUUUCUCGUGACACUCGACGAGUGUGCUCCGAUCAUAUACAACCUACACGCGGACGACAACAGAACUGAACAGCAAGAGCACCAGCAAAAACAGGUCGGAGACUCAGAGAAUCAACUGGGUAUCGAACGACUCGUGAACGCGGCACCCGUAAUGUUGUUCAUUAAGGGCACCCCUUCGAAACCAAAGUGUAGGUUCUCGAAACAGGCGGUCGAGCUCGUCCGUGCCAGUGGCGUCCGGUUCGGGUUCUUUGACGUGCUAAGGAACGCCACAGUCAGGGAUCUCGUCAAGGAACACGCGGACUGGCCCACUAUCCCAAUCGUGUACGUCAAUGGCGAGUUCCAGGGAGGGCUCGAUAUACUAAGGGAAAACCUCGCAGAGGACCCGCAGUACUUCCAGAAAAGAAUAUGA